Syngnathoides biaculeatus (alligator pipefish) is the source of this 915-nucleotide messenger RNA. RefSeq lists its product as uncharacterized. The record is from RefSeq and is a predicted model, not a curated record. The coding region runs from base 19 to 393 and encodes 124 amino acids. Lineage: Eukaryota; Metazoa; Chordata; Actinopteri; Syngnathiformes; Syngnathidae. The transcript is spliced from 4 exons.
ACCACCGUGGGCAAAAUAAUGGACUCGUGCCUGAAAAUGCAGGGAAUGACUGAAGAAAGAAAUGUUUUCUCACUGAAAGAGCAGAGAGAUUCCACGGCUGAGCUCUCCCAGGAUCAGCAGAUUGGGAGUCUGCUGACAUCCUCGUCUGACAAGCAGCUGGAUCUGGAUUUGUGUAAAAGGAAUACCACUACCCAAAACAACCCAGAAGUUAACAGCUCCACUGGAAUGCGAAAGGAGGAGAGAAUUAGGGAGUUGAACCUUCAGGUGGUGUCACUACAAAAUGUCAUCCUCCAGCCCCAAGGUGCAGGAGCUCCACCUUGGCCUGGUGACGUUCUGCUCGGAGUUGAACAACACGGACGGAGAUGGGAAUUUAGAAAGCCUCUGCUCAGCUGAGCUGGAGGACAAACUAGAAGUGCUCCAAAGAAGACUCAGCGACAAAAGGAAAAGUCUUCAGAGCCUCCGAGAUCACGUCAACAACUACAUAUGCAAAAAAAAAAACAAAACAAUAUGCAAGUGCUGUUAAACAUUUCUGCCUUGAACGAGAUGUUUCAUUUUGAUAGGCAGUAUCAGAGUGGUAUGAGUCAAAUAUGUGCAUUCUGGUGGUUGUAGUUUCUGUUUGUGUUAUUUUUAAGCCCUCUCAUGUUAUUAAUAUGAUCACAAAAUGCUGGAAAAUUCACACAAUAUGAUGCGAGCUGCUGGGAAUUUCUCCAUACUACACAAACAGUAAUGAAGAUAUUGUUAAGAGAAUACCACUUUGGGAGUGUCAGUAACAAUUGAGCUUUAUUAUUGUUCUACUAUAGAAGUAAUACUUUGGAUUAAGCUCUUGUGAGUUGAUCUUCGAUCAAGUUAGCCAGUAAAUGUAAAUAAAAUGAACAUAUAUCUAGUUCUCAUUCUCCAAACUGAAAGGAUACCCAG